This is a messenger RNA of Orycteropus afer afer, 1705 nucleotides long. Lineage: Eukaryota; Metazoa; Chordata; Mammalia; Tubulidentata; Orycteropodidae. The record is from RefSeq and is a predicted model, not a curated record.
AUGGCUGCAGUCAAGGCCGUAAACUCCAAAGCUGAGGUGGCGCGGGCCCAAGCCGCUUUGGCUGUCAAUAUAUGCGCCGCCCGAGGGCUGCAGGAUGUACUGCGAACCAACUUGGGUCCUAAGGGCACUAUGAAAAUGCUUGUUUCUGGAGCAGGUGACAUCAAACUCACCAAAGAUGGCAAUGUGCUGCUCCAUGAGAUGCAAAUUCAACACCCAACAGCUUCCUUGAUAGCAAAAGUAGCAACGGCCCAGGAUGACAUUACAGGAGACGGUACUACUUCAAAUGUUCUAAUUAUUGGAGAAUUACUAAAACAAGCUGAUCUUUACAUUUCUGAGGGCCUGCACCCUAGAAUAAUAACUGAAGGAUUUGAAGCUGCAAAGAUCAAAGCACUUGAAGUUUUAGAGAAAGUUAAAAUUAAAAAGGAGAUGAAAAGGGAAAUCCUCUUAGAUGUGGCUAGAACAUCUUUACGAACUAAGGUUCAUGCUGAGCUGGCUGAUGUGUUAACAGAGGCUGUGGUGGAUUCUGUUUUGGCUGUUAGAAGACCAGGUUAUCCUAUUGAUCUCUUCAUGGUAGAAAUCAUGGAGAUGAAGCAUAAAGCAGAAACAGAUACAACGUUGAUCAAAGGAUUAGUUUUGGAUCAUGGAGCCCGUCAUCCAGAUAUGAAGAAGCGAAUAGAAGAUGCUUUUAUCCUUACUUGCAAUGUAUCACUAGAAUAUGAAAAAACAGAGGUGAACUCUGGUUUCUUUUAUAAGACUGCAGAAGAGAAAGAGAAAUUAGUAAAAGCUGAAAGAAAAUUUAUUGAUGAUAGAGUACAAAAAAUAAUAGACCUGAAAUACAAAGUCUGUGCUCAUUCCAACAAAGGAUUUGUUGUCAUUAAUCAAAAGGGAAUUGAUCCACUUUCCUUAGAUGCUCUUGCAAAACAUGGCAUAGUAGCUCUCCGCCGAGCAAAGAGAAGAAAUAUGGAAAGACUAUCUCUUGCUUGUGGUGGAAUGGCUGUGAAUUCUUUUGAAGACCUUGCUGCAGAUUGCUUGGGACAUGCUGGUCUUGUAUAUGAAUAUACAUUAGGUGAAGAAAAGUUCACUUUUAUCGAGGACUGUGUUAACCCUCUCUCUGUCACCUUAUUGGUUAAGGGACCAAAUAAGCAUACUCUCACACAAAUAAAGGAUGCCAUAAGAGAUGGACUUCGGGCUGUCAAAAACACAAUUGAAGAUGGCUGUGUGGUUCCAGGGGCUGGUGCAGUUGAAGUGGCAAUAGCUGAAGCUCUUAUUACAGACAAGCACAGUGUGAAAGGAAGAGCUCGUCUUGGAGUCCAAGCUUUUGCUGACGCCUUACUCAUUAUUCCUAAGGUUCUUGCUCAGAAUUCUGGUUAUGACCUGCAGGAAACACUAUUAAAAGUUCAGGCUGAGCAUUCAGAAUCAAAACAACUUGUUGGCAUAGAUUUGAAUACAGGUGAACCAAUGAUAGCAGCAGAUGCAGGAAUUUGGGAUAAUUACUGUGUGAAAAAACAACUUCUUCACUCAUGCACAGUGAUUGCUACCAACAUUCUCCUGGUUGAUGAAAUUAUGCGAGCUGGGAUGUCUUCUCUCAAAGGGUGAUUGAGUUCAAAGUCAACUUCUCUUGGAAGCUGAGAUUUAAGACAUCUGGCAUCCAACUACCAUUAUGUAGCCCAGGCUAUUCUUAAUUUUUAUACAAUAAAUGCAGUUU